Gigantopelta aegis is the source of this 4074-nucleotide messenger RNA. Its product is annotated as nose resistant to fluoxetine protein 6-like. The coding region runs from base 86 to 2359 and encodes 757 amino acids. Lineage: Eukaryota; Metazoa; Mollusca; Gastropoda; Neomphalida; Peltospiridae. The record is from RefSeq and is a predicted model, not a curated record. The transcript has 15 exons. Gene Ontology annotation, molecular function: acyltransferase activity, transferring groups other than amino-acyl groups.
UUGACAUUUCCAAAUUUGUUUUUGAGGAAAUUGAGUCACUCUUUCAUGAUUGCCAGAACACGUAGAAUCAGAUUAUUCACCAAUUAUGUAUUUAUCUCUUGUUUUAGGUUUUAUAUUAAUAACUAACAUUUACGAAGUGUCCUGUCAAAAUGGGCAGGAUGAGCAAAGUAUGUAUUGGAGUCUUUUGCAGAACAUCAAAAAUUUGGCAAACACUGACACAGAAAGAGAACUGGCGAUUUCAAACAUCGAGGAACUAAAAGAUCGUUCAUUACAGUUAAUGGAUAUCGCCAACUGGCACAAGUUUUACAACGCAAGGUCGUUUGCAAGUUCACUUGCGUCAAGAAAUGUUUCCCAGAAAUGUGCAAACCAGACGGGCGAGUUUCUCGUGGAAAUACCAUUAAAUUUCAAGGCUAAAUGGGUCCAACAGAUGGUGGAUGCUGCUGGAAAGCCUGGAAGUGGCUUGUUACUAGGCAACAUGAUCUGGCCUGGUGCAUUUAAAGAGUGUCUAGGGGUGCGAGCUGAAAUCUACUACAACAGAAGUCACAGUGCUAGCACCAAACCAGAUGACACUUUUAGUGGAAGACACUGUCUUGCCAAGAUUCCUCUUAAAAAACCUAAUCCGGGCAUGCAGUUCAUGUUCAUUGGAAUACAAUGGGGAGCGUGCUUCCCAGAUUCCUGUUCUGCAGAUGACGUCACUCAGAUUCUAAACAACGUACUUGAUGAUAUUGGAACCAACAUCACUAAAGGUCUCCAAGUUUGGCAUACUGAAUGCAAUCUUGAUGAUCGUCGGUUAGACACAAAGGCAACAGUAGUUCUGGUUAUAGCGAUGCUGUUUGUGGCUGUGAUGCUAAUUGGCACAUUCCUAGAUGUGGUGUUUGUCCAGAUGCCAAUGAGGGCUCGACUGUCUGUGGAGACGGAGGGGUUGACUAGUCACCUGGUUAAAGAUGGAGAUAUUAUCUCACAUAUCAAUGCAAGCAAAGGAGUCAGUGAAAAUGAAAGCUCCCCACUUCUUGGAGAAAAGAAACAACAUGCCGGCCCCUCUGUGUGUGUGAAAGUAUUCCUGGCAUUUUCUGUUUACACCAAUGCCAAGAAGCUGUUGAACACGAGCCAACCGAAGGGAACCCUGACAGCCAUUCACGGGAUUCGCUUCAUCAGCAUGACGUGGGUCAUCCUCGGCCACUGUAUGGUUUUUGGCCUGGGAGUUGUGGAUAACAUAUUAGAGUUUGGUCAAGAAUUGAAACGCUUCACUUUCCAGUGUAUUAUUAAUGGAACUGUGUCAGUUGAUACAUUCUUCACUCUGAGUGGCCUUCUGGUGGCAUAUUUGACCUUCAAGGAGAUGAAAAGAGUUAAAAAGGGUUUGAAGCUGAACUGGCUCAUGUUCUAUUUCCACAGGUUUUGGAGACUGACUCCACCAUACAUGCUUCUCAUGAUGGUGUACGUUCCCCUGAUGCCCUACAUAUCAUCAGGACCCAUGUGGCCCCAGGCAGGCUUUGAGCUAAACCAGUGCGAGGGGACCUGGUGGACCAACCUCUUGUACAUCAAUAACAUCGUUAAGAAGAAUCAAAUGUGCAUGGGAUGGAGUUGGUAUCUGGCAAAUGAUAUGCAGUUUUAUGUUCUCAGUCCACUUAUACUUAUUCCAUUCUACUACUCCAAAUUCCUUGGGAUCAUGAUGUCCAUGCUGUUCCUCCUGACCAGUCUGAUAACCACGGGAAUCAUCUCUAGGGUGGAUCAUAUCGGGGUUGGUCUUGGAGUGGAUGUAAACAAUCUUCAGAAUUCAACUAAUAAUCCGAAUACUGCCUUUGAUGCUAUAUACAUGGUACCUUGGUGUAGAAUGGGGCCAUACAUAAUUGGUAUCUGGACUGGUUAUAUCCUGUACAGAACAGACUGCAGAAUCCGAAUGAGCAGAGUAACAGUUAUAUUUGGCUGGGCCAUAGCUACAGCCUCUGCACUGGCUGUUGUGUAUGGUCUGUACGAUGUCAACAAUGGACACCCACUAGCGGUAGACACAGCAGCUUUCUACAAUUCUGUCAACAGAACAGUAUGGGGAGCUUGUGUUUGCUGGGUCGUGUUGGCCUGUGCUACAGGAUAUGGAGGUUACGUGAACACACUUCUGUCGUGGAAAGGGAUCAUCCCACUGAGCCGACUGACAUACUGUGCGUAUUUGUUACACCCGAUCAUCAUGUUCUACUACUACUACAGUAGGGAGACAACGUUCCACCUCUCAGAUAUAAAUCUGCUUUUCAGUUUCUUUUCUUUCUUGGUGGCAAGCUAUGGGGUGUCGUUCAUUGUCUCCCUUGCCUUUGAAGCUCCGAUGAUGGGUCUCGAGAAAGUGUUUUUCAAACGAGAGAAAAACAGUUAGAUCUGAGGCACAAGCAAGUGGCCACAUUGUGAUGUGCUUUCCUUAACGAGCAUCUUCAUUUUUGUUUAUAAUGAUAAGAAAUAGUUCUAAUGAAAUCUACUUAAUAAGUGAUAUUUUUAUAGAUGUUACUACCAAUAUAUGAUGAUUUGAUUUUAUAUUUAUUCAGAAAACAAAAGACAAUUUUUAUUGAAAUUUUUAAAAUAUUGAUUUCCCCAUUUUAAAAUUAAUGAAUGCAUUUAUUACCUGGGGGAUAACUUUGAUAUAUUUUCCAUUUUACUUUUAUUUAGAAAACAAAAUGACAAUUUUUAAUGAAAUCUUUUAAGUAUUGUUUGAUUUCCAUUUUAAAAUUAAUGAAUGAGUUUAUUGCUUGGGGGAUAAGUGAUAUAUUACACCAUUUUAUAUUUAUUCAGAAAACAAAAUGAAAUCUGUUGAUUAUUGUUUGAUUUCCCAUUUUAAAAUUAAUGAAUGAGUUUAUAACUUGGGGGAUAACUUUGAUAUAUUAGACCAUUUUAUAUUUAUACAGAAAACAAAAUAAUUUUUAAAAUAUUGUUUGAUUUGCCAUUUUAAAAUAAAUGAAUGAGUUUAUUACUUGGGGAUGCUAAUGCUGGUUUUACUGUUGCCAAUUGAUUUUUACCAGCGAUGCCAAGUGGAGACAGUAAAAGAGAUAUUUACUACUGUAUUGUAGCCACAGGUAUUUGUUAGUAGGGGGAAAAAAAUAAAAUGUCUGCCGUAUAUGUAACAAAUGUGGUUUGAAAUAUUGUAUUUUCAUUUUAUUGUUUUAUAUCAAGAGAGAGUUCCAGAUAGAUAUGUUCCUUGGCUUUUGUGAUGUAACUUUCACAUUUUUGUGACGUUAAGUGAAUGUGCAUAUUUUGUUAUAUUACUUCCAGAUGGACAUAUUUAUGGGCAUGCAUUUUUAUUUGGCAGUAUGCAGUUACAGUUAUGAUGUGAUGUGGUACUAAAGUAGUCGUACAGUCCCAGAUGUGAUGAUAUAUCAACCCUGCUGUUGUAUCAUACCAUAUUUGGUGUACGCAUGCCAGUUCACGGCAAAGCGCCUCUAUGACGGUUCUUGGUGAACUGAACAUGGCUCUUGCCAACAUUAGUAUGAAGUGACAGUGCAACCAAGAUGAAAUAAUAUAUGAUUUCAGUAUUGGUCCCUAUUUUAAAAUCACAGAUCAGGUCAUUGUAGUGGUGGACAUCCUUGGGAUAUUGCGGUUCAUCCGACACAACACUGGGUGGAUCUGACUCUACCUGAAGUAGUGUUUGGUGUAUUACAAAACGCACUGGAAACACUUGUAUUUUUUAGUUCACUUGAAUUAUUCAUAAUCAUUUGAAACUAAUAAAGACCGUGAACUCCAUUGAAAAAUAUAUUCGAGUAUUCCUAUCUAUUCGUUAAUCCACUGUUUGCGAUGUGGGUCCAGGUACAGUUAUUCAUGACAUCACAAAAAUGUGAAACUCAUGAAAGCCACGUAAUUACGGUUAUCUGGUACUCUCUAAUGUAAACAUAAAGAUAAUUAUUUUUCAUUGUUCAAGAUCUUGUAUACAUAAAUUGUAGAACUUUUACAGUUCAAAAAUGACUAUAUUUAGUGUUUCUUUGACAUCCAGUAGCCGAUGAUUAAUAAAUCAAUGUGCUCUAGUGGUGUUGUUAAACAAAACAAACUUUAUAUUUAGUGUUUCUUUGACAUCCAGUAGCUGAUGAUUAAUAAAUCAAUGUGCUC